CCGCCGGAGCACUCGGGGACGCGCGGCCAUGGAGGGGAACCGCGACGAGGCGGAGAGGUGCGUGCGGAUCGCGCGCGAGGCCCUGGACGCCGGCGACCGCGACAAGGCCCAGCGCUUCCUGCACAAGGCCCAGAAGCUCUACCCGCUGCCCGCCGCCCGCGCGCUCCUGGAAAUUAUUCUGAAAAAUGGCAGCUCAGCUGGAAGCAGCCCUCAUUUCCGGAAACCAGCAGCAGGUGCAGAGCCCAGAAAGCCCAAGGGCGCCGAGGACAGUGUCCCUGGUGGUGAAGGUGGAAAAGGCUACACCAAGGACCAAGUGGAUGGGGUUCUCAGCAUAAACAAAUGUAGGAAUUACUAUGAAGUACUUGGAGUCACCAAAGAUGCUGGUGAUGAAGAUUUGAAAAAAGCUUAUAGGAAGUUGGCUUUGAAGUUUCAUCCAGACAAAAACCAUGCUCCUGGAGCAACAGAUGCCUUUAAAAAGAUUGGAAACGCAUAUGCUGUACUUAGCAAUCCUGAGAAGCGCAAGCAGUAUGACAUGACGGGGGGUGAGGAGCAGGCCUGCAACCAGGGCAAUGGCAGGUUCGACUUCCACAGGGGCUGUGAGGCCGACAUCACCCCUGAGGACCUGUUCAACAUCUUCUUCGGGGGCGGCUUCCCCUCAGGAACUGUCCAUUCGUUUUCCAACGGACGAGCUGGAUACAGCCACCAGCAUCAGCACCAACACAGUGGCCACGAGCGAGAAGAAGAAAGAGGAGAUGGAGGGUUUUCUGUGUUUAUCCAGCUGAUGCCCAUUAUUGUAUUGAUCCUCGUGUCCUUAUUAAGCCAAUUAAUGGUCUCCAAUCCUCCGUACUCCUUAUAUCCCAGAUCUGGAACAGGGCAAACUAUUAAAAUGCAAACAGAAAACUUGGGUGUCAUUUAUUAUGUCAACAAGGACUUCAAAAAUGAAUAUAAAGGAAUGUUAUUACAAAAAGUAGAAAAGAGUGUGGAGGAAGAUUAUGUGACUAACAUUCGAAAUAAUUGCUGGAAAGAGAGACAACAGAAGACAGACAUGCAGUAUGCAGCAAAGGUGUACCGGGACGAGCGACUCCGGAGGAAGGCAGAUGCCCUGAGCAUGGACAACUGCAAAGAGCUGGAGCGGCUGACCAGCAUCUACAAAGGAGGCUGAGGGGCAUGGGGCUCCUUGUUCCAAGUCCCCCAGUCAGCUGCACUGUGAGCGCUCACAGGAAAGGCCAGCUGGACACAACUACUGGUUCUUCAUGCCUGGAACUGUUUCUGACCUACUGACUCCUUUCAUUAGUAAGAAGCCGAACAGUGAAAUCAAUAUUUUAGUCAUGCCUCUGCUAUUAUUUCUCACUUUAACAGCUUAUAUGACUGUCUAAAACUAUCUCCGGCGACAACCAGGCUCCUGUUAGCCCUUCAGUUUUAGUGAUCUUCCACCUUCCCCCGUCCUGUAAAUACUUAUGGAAUGACCAUCUUGUGUACAUACAGUCUCUUUUUAAUUUAGAUUAUUUUAGUGUUUAGCUCCUUAAAAACACUUACGUUUAAAUUAAUGGAAUAAAUGUUUUAUGACUAAUUUGCAUUUUUGUCAGAUGUUGAAUGUGUGUUUAAACCAUGAAACUUUGAGAAGGAAAAACAAAAACUGUUUAACUAGUCUUAUUGCAUUAUCAGCCUAGAAGUAAUUGAUAUUUUUAUUAUUGCCAUUAUAUUCUAGAAUAUAUUAUUGAGAUAAAUGAACUGGUAUGUGUGCGAGCAGUUUGCUAUUUGCUCAGUCUUUAUAAAUUGCUAGCCUGUGCAUAGCAAUGAAGUGUUGGUACAGGGUGAAUGUGAGGAGGUCUAUAUUGACAGUGAACUGAGGGGUCUAAAAUUAAAUCACAUCAGUGCCAGAGAGAGGCCCCAAACAUUCACAUCUAAGCUGCUGCCAGCCUCCUUGCCUCCACUCCCCAUGGACAUUUACUGUUCUUGUUUUCGUUUGUUUUGGGGCCACACCAGGCAUCACUCAGGGGUUACUCUUGGCUCUGCACUCAGAAAUCACUCCUGGUGGUCUGGGGACCAUAUGGGAUGCCGGGAUUGAACCUGGGUCCGUCUCGGGUCAGCCACGUGCAAGGCAAAUGUCCAACUGCUGUGCAUAUCGCUCCAGCGCCCAUUCACUGUUCUUCUUAGGGAUGAUGUGAACAGGAUCCAAAAGUAAAUGGGCUUUCUACACUUAAAUAAGAUGUUCUCCUGUAGUGAAGCUUUGUGCCUUUAAUCUGCUCACCUGAGCCUUUGAGAGGAUGGACAACACAGUCCACAGCAGCUAGAGCUGGCUGGCUAUCCACAGCAGCCUCAGAUAGAAUUGCUUGCAUCAGGAGCUACAACUUCCUCCUCACUGAGGGUUCCCAUGAGUACUGUAGGAAUAAGCUACCUGCAGUUCAAUCCUAAUCUAAGUGCAAUGGAUCCAUGGGGAUGGAAGGGUUGGGUGCCUUUAUGUUGGGUAUGAAACUUUCGGAUUUCGGAUUUCUGUGUCCUGUGCUCAACAUUUGCUUUUUUUUUUUUUUCUUCAUAUUCAUGUAGUGGAAUGAGAACACAUCUCUGAUUACGUGUGCGCCAGUGUCUUGUGGAAUGGCUGUACAUUUUUAAUGUUUUCUGACUUUAUAGCAUCUGUUGAACACAUUGCUAACAUGACCAUUCUUUUUCAAAGGUUUUUUUUGGGGCCAGAAAGAUACAGAAGUUAUGUACUUGUCUUGCAUGAAGCUGACUCGUUAUAUUCCCAGCACUGCUGUGGUCCCCCUCAACCCUACCUGGAGUUAUUUGAGCUGAGAGCCAGGAGUCAGCCCUAGGCACUUUGGAGUUCAGCCCCAAACAAGACAAACAAAAAAGAUUUUCUUAUGUCCCCUAGUCCACAGUGAAAAGCCUAAUUGAAUUAGUAGGUUAAAUGAAAUGACACACUUGUUCUAGAAACACUGGACAACCAACCAGAUCUGUUUUAGAAAUGUGAUCUUAAAAACGAUGGCUAUGCUUAAAAAGAAAUAUAAUUUAAAGUAUUUUCUUGAGUCUGUAGAUAGAGUAUUAAAAAAAAAACCAAA
Molecule: messenger RNA, 3059 nt
Organism: Suncus etruscus (white-toothed pygmy shrew)
Lineage: Eukaryota; Metazoa; Chordata; Mammalia; Eulipotyphla; Soricidae
Gene: DNAJB14
Product: DnaJ heat shock protein family (Hsp40) member B14
Exons: 8
Coding region: 29-1162 (377 amino acids)
Biological process (GO): cellular response to misfolded protein
Cellular component (GO): endoplasmic reticulum membrane
Molecular function (GO): Hsp70 protein binding
Source: RefSeq, a predicted model, not a curated record